UGGAACCCGAAUUCUGGGAACUCAAGAGAAUCCUAAACUAUAUGACUUAGUAUUGUUCUGGUAUAAAGAUCCCCGUAACCUAAAAGAGUUGUUAACUGAGUUCAAGAUUGAGAAUAGAGAAUUUGAAAACUGGAUCGAUAUUAUUCCGGUAGUUACCGAUGGUGGUUCAUUGCUACCAACCGACAAAAUCCUUGAGAAUAUAAUUGAUAAGGAUUGGUUCACUGAACAGAAAAGACAAGUUGAUUAUGAGCUUAGUGAAGAGUUGAAACCCUACCUUAAGAGAGAAAGAUUCAACCAAAUAUCUGAACUCACCAUCGAUGAAGGAAAGAAACUU
Molecule: messenger RNA, 334 nt
Organism: Racocetra persica
Lineage: Eukaryota; Fungi; Glomeromycota; Glomeromycetes; Diversisporales; Gigasporaceae
Source: the annotation of a GenBank genome assembly